CCUACCAAUUGGUUACAUGUUAAGGUUUAUUUAAGGUUUUGUAACACAUAUUUAGUAAAGGUUAUAUGCAACUGUCACAACAAAAUACUUGUUACAAACUCCUUCAUGCGUCACAGUUUGACAUUUAAUAGUGAUAAGUCUAGUUUUCUUCGAAAGCCUUUGACUUAUCACUUUUAUAUGGUCUAUAAGAACAUUUCAAAACUCAUCAAAACCAGCAGAAAAUAUGGAAGAAAAAAGAAUCCCAGAAGUGAUACUAAACUCGGGGAAAAAGAUGCCAUUGAUAGGCCUUGGAACCGCAUCAAUUCCUCUUCCACCACAUCAAACUCUCACCUCCAUACUUAUUGAUGCCUUUGAGGUUGGCUACAGACACUUUGAUACUGCCUCUGUGUACGGAAGUGAGGAGCCUCUGGGCAAUGCCGUGGAAAAGCCUUUGGAGUUAGGCAUUGUAAAGAGCAGAGAUGAAGUAUUCAUCACUUCAAAACUAUGGCCAUCUGAUGCUCACCCUCACCUUGUUCUUCCAGCUCUCAGGACCUCACUGCAGAAGUUGGGGUUGGAGUAUGUAGAUCUGUAUUUGAUUCAUUUUCCAGUGAGGCUGAAACCUGAAGCCAGAGGUCAAAAUGAUAUGUUAAAGGAGAAUGUGAUCCCCUCUUUUGACAUGAAAGGAAUAUGGGAAGCUAUGGAAGAAUCUUGCAGAUUAGGCUUAGCAAAGUCUAUUGGUGUCAGCAACUUUGGCAUCAAAAAGCUGAACCAGCUCUUGGAAAAUGCAACCAUCCCUCCUGCUGUCAAUCAGGUGGAAAUGAAUCUCUCAUGGCAACAGGCUAAACUCAGAGAAUUUUGCAAACAGAAAGGAAUUCAUGUGAGUGCAUGGUCACCACUGGGAUCUUACAAAAGUGAUUAUGGUACAAAUGCAGUUAUGGAGAGCCCAAUCCUUAAGGAAAUCGCUUGUGCAAGACACAAGACCAUCGCUCAGAUUGCUCUGAGAUGGAUAUACGAGGAAGGGGCAAGUGCAAUUGUGAGAAGCUUCAACAAGGAGAGAAUGAAAGAGAACCUUGAGUUAUUUGAUUGGGAACUGAGUGAGGAAGAAUCACAGAAAUUCAGGCACAUUCCCCAGCUUAGGUUGUUUUCUGGAAUAAACUUUGUAUCAGAAAAUGGACCUUACAAAACCUUGGAAGAGUUUUGGGAUUGAGACCCUUAAAAUGUGUCUGUUUCUACAUAUUUACCUAUGCAACUCAUGCCAUAGAUUCUUCAUUGUUAUCGACCCAGUUUAUAAAAAUGUAUUCUGGAUUCAUAUUAACUUCUCCCAGACUUCAGUUAACAGGAUCCAUGUGGAUCAAAAUAUUUCAAUGAAAAAGAA
Vigna unguiculata (cowpea) is the source of this 1354-nucleotide messenger RNA. Its product is annotated as methylecgonone reductase-like. Gene Ontology annotation, molecular function: oxidoreductase activity, acting on the CH-OH group of donors, NAD or NADP as acceptor. NCBI's taxonomy places the organism in Eukaryota, Viridiplantae, Streptophyta, Magnoliopsida, Fabales, Fabaceae. The record is from RefSeq and is a predicted model, not a curated record.